This is a messenger RNA of Camponotus floridanus (Florida carpenter ant), 760 nucleotides long. RefSeq lists its product as uncharacterized. NCBI's taxonomy places the organism in Eukaryota, Metazoa, Arthropoda, Insecta, Hymenoptera, Formicidae. The transcript is spliced from 3 exons. Bases 183 to 692 code for a protein of 169 amino acids. The record is from RefSeq and is a predicted model, not a curated record.
GCAGCAUGGCGUCGGAAUCAAGCGCCGUCUCUCUGGACCAGCGCCAGGAUCCACCGCGAUUCUUAGCGUAAAGUUGACGUGCGAAUUUCCGAGAAUAGCUCUGCGAAAAUGUGAUGCACGCAUGUCGGAUUGUCAUUGCGAUUAGUUUCGCGACGUAAGCGGGAAUCCAAAUCGAAGACGAGAUGGACGUACGUUUCCCCGUCACGUGCUUUCUGCUUAUCGCGAUGAUAACCCUCGCGGGUGCAGGUCAGCUAUCGAUGAAAGAGCAUCGAACUCAGGCGGCUUCCGAAAAAGCUAAUGACUUAUGGUGCUAUCAGUGCUUUACAAUGGAUGACGGUGAGGAGUGUACCAAUCUAACUAACAAUAUCGGUAAUUCCAGUACCUUCAGGCAUAAAUGUACGGAUGACAAAAGAAUGUGCAUGGUGAAACGAUUUUCCUAUACAUUGAGCACUGAGAACUCGACUUCCAAUCCACAAACGUGGUCCAUGGAAAGGAAUUGCGUCAACAAGUGCGAGCCAGGAUGCAUCGUGAUCGGGGAACGCACUAAGCUCUAUGCCUGUACUGCCUGUUGUGAGACCAAUUUGUGCAACAACGGUACCGGUACUGCUAACGACCUAACGAUCAAAGAAAUCGACCUUCUACUAGCUCUUAUGCUCCAAGCUAUCUUGACCGUUAUCAUGUAUCCAUCGUGACAGUAUCAAUAAAGUAUUUCUAGUUAUAAUUCCUCCUACAUCUGCGGAAAAUCUAAAAUAAUAUAAUA